GAGGGAGCGGACGAUUCUCCCUGCUGUCUCGCGGAGCAGUGCGUGCACAAUUGUCCGACCGUAUACGCUCUUGCAGAAGCGUCACUUUUUAGAUAACGGCCGCAUCCCCGAGGCACCCGCAAACGGCUACAAAUGCCAUUGCAUCGAGGAGCAGCGACUGUUACCGACAAAACAACGACAGACCCGGUGAUUGGGGGUAGUUAACGAUCGCAAAUCAACAAAGUCCGAGGCGGUUGUGAUACAAGACAAGACAGCUCGCAUGCACGAUUAAGGAUUAAUCUCCGUGAGAAAACUCGGUCUUGUAAUUGCGGAUGAUGAAUCCUGACAAUGAACGGUAUGGAGAGACGUGGCCAUGGUUACGAAUCCUCUUCAUCGUCCUCGUCGUCGCAUCAUCAUCACCGUUCGCACCACAAUCAUCGGUCCUCGGGACAUCAUCCACCUUCGUAUCAUCAACAACACUAUCAUUCCUAUCAUCAUAGAGACUCUAGUCGCGAGAGCACCGUCGAGCGAAGGGACAGUGGAAGAGAAAGUGGCAGAGAUAGUGGAAGAGAUAGUGGAAGAGAUAGCGGAAGAGACAGUGUUAGAGACAGUGGCAGAGACGCUGGAAGAUUGCAGCCCAAUGAUGAUUACUAUUAUCGUCAUCAUGAGCGCUCCAGUUCCAGAGAAUAUCACAAUUCCAUACAUCACCACCAUCACAGAGAACCGACAUCUCAAAGGGAAAUCCAUCCUCCAAGGGAGAUACACCCACAGAGAGAAAUACACUCACAGAGAGAAAUUCACUCCUCGCAGAGAGAAAUUCACUCCUCUCAGAGAGAAAUUCACUCCUCACAGAGAGAAAUUCACUCCUCACAGAGAGAAAUACAUCCACAGAGAGAAAUACACCCACAGAGAGAAAUACACUCUCAAAGGGAAUUACAUUCUCAAAGAGAAUUACACUCUCAGAGAGAAUUGCACCCCCAGCGAGAUAUCCAUUCUCAAAGAGAAAUUCACACCCAACGAGAUAUUCAUUCUCAGAGAGAUGUCCAUCAUCCAAGAGAUAUACAACAUAGUUCUCAUUCUCAACCACAUCAUCACCACCAUCAACAAGAUCAUCCACAACAUCAACACUCACUUAGACAACAGCAUCAGUCAUCGCAGCAGUUGGUGGCUAAACACAAUCAUGGACCACCACCACCUCCAACUUCAGAUCAUGUCUCCAAACCACUGUCCCAACAGCAAGUUCAAGCACAGAAAGACCCUGGAUCUGGACCACCACAGACUCCUAUCCCACAAAAGACUAAAAAUUAUAAAUUACUUGUGGACCCUGCGAUAACAAAGGGUGCAACAAAAGUGUAUAGAUAUGAUGGCAUAGUACCUGGUGAUCCAACGCAACCACCUGUACAGGUAAGGGAUCCAAGAUCUCCCAUAAUAAGAAUAUGGACUCGUAUGGAAGUGUUGGAUUUACCAGUGCCUAGAUUUAAAAUAGAUGCCCAGUAUGUUGGUGAUCCACCACCUAUAGAAGUUACAUUUUGCCAAUUGAAUGAUAACAUUGACAAAACUUUUCUCUGUGAUAUGGUGCAUAAGUUUGGCCCUACCGAAGAAUUAACUAUAUAUUAUCAUCCAAUGACAAACAAACAUUUGGGCAUAGCCAAAGUAGUUUUUGAAACUACUAAAGCCGCUAAGGCUUGUGUUGAAAAGUUAAAUGGCACAUCUGUGAUGGGAAAAGUGCUGGAAGUUUUUCUAGAUCCUUUUGGUAAAAAGUGUCUAAAGCUUUUUGAUGAUUACACCAUUGAAAAAAAAAUUGAAAAGAAAGUACCUGAAAAGGAAAAAGAAGAAAUAUCUCCACCUAUUCCAGUUAUACCGCCACCACCACCAAUAAAGUCUGACAUUGAUCAAAACAAAAGGGUGCAGAUUCCGUUAACUUCUGAAAAAGUUUCAAGUAGUGUAAAAAGUGAUGAAAGAAAUAGUAGGCAUUCUAAAAGUAAGCCUACUCAUGAAAAAAGUCAUGUAGAAAAUUCAAGGUAUACAAAUAAGUCAUCAACGUCAACAACAUAUCGAAAUGAUUUUCCUCCUUCUGGUAAUAUAUUGAGCUCUAGUAAUAACAGUGAAUUAGGUUAUGGCACAACCCCUUCUGAACUUACUUAUCCAAGCAGUUUCCCACAAAACUCCACUGCAGCUAAUAAUUAUGAAUUCUUUUAUGGUAAUUACCACCAUCAUCCUCCUCCAACCCAAGCUUCUAACUACAUGGGUACAUUACCUCAAGGAGUCACUCCUAUGCAGCCUAACACUUGGUGGCCUAAUGCACCACCACCGGAUGCACAUUUUCCUCCUGGUACGGUGUGGCCUCCUGCAGGUACCAUGACUCCUGACAUGCUAAAUGUGCCUCCUAUAGUCAAUAGAAAUGUUCCAGUGACUGUUAAUGACAUUGGUAAAACUUCAAAGAAAAAGGACUCUACAUCUCCAAUUGAACCCAUUAAUUCAGCUGUGAGUUCGUCAAAGAAAGAAAAUUUUGACUCUCCAAAUGAACAACGCAAUACACUCGACUUGGAUACUAGAAUUGCUAUGUUGUUAAAAGAUAAGGCUGGUGGAAUGGCCCCUGCAUUCUUGCAGUUUGGUAGUGACUCUGAAGAUGAAAAUAAAUCAGGCCCUGGUGAAGAAAUGUUGUCAGAUCCUCCGAGUCCUUACUUAACUAAAGAAAUUUAUGAAGCAAAUUUUCAAAAAGUUCAAGAGAGAAAUCGUGAGCGACGUCGUCAACGUGAGAACAGUUUGAACCAAAUUCCUAAAACUGAAAUAGAUGAAGACUUAGGAAGUGUAAUUAGCUCCAGUGAAGAUGAAGCUUUAUUAGGUAGUUAUAGUCCAACAACAGGAUAUAAAGCAGCAACUGACAUUUCGAAAGAAAAUCAAAAUAAAGAUAUUACAAUGGAUGAUGAUUGCAUGUCUCUCAGUCCUUUAAGCUCUGGCGAUGAAAAAAUUGAAGAAAUUUCUACCCAUGAAGUGGUAAAUCAUAUCUUUCCUAGCUUUAUACAACCCUACACAACUGGUAUACCUGCUGCUCCACCAGUAUAUCCACCUCCACAAAUGCCGGUACCCCAACAACAGUGGCCUCUAAGGCCUAGUCAAUAUCCUUAUCCAUAUGGUGCAGCAGCAGCCUACAUACCCAAUCAAUAUCCACCUCCUGGUGCUGCACCAGCCUUGCCUGGGAACCCUCCAGCAGGAUUACCAUUAGGAGCUGCUGGUCAUAAUCCUGGUUUUUAUCCUAAUUUUACCUCUAGAUUACAAGCUAUGGCUAGUCAGAGUAUUACUAAAGAUAAUCCACAGGGUCCAACGAUCAAUGGGGUAUUAAAUAAAGUCGUUGAAGAGCUUAAACAGAUUCUUAAAAAGGAUUUCAAUAAAAAAAUGAUUGAAAAUACAGCCUUCAAAUUAUUCGACAGUUGGUGGGACGAACGCAAACAGAAAGAGACUAUGAGUCAAAUGCCAUUGCCUGGAACAACGCUUAUAAAUACUGUUGUUGCUUCAACUGCUGAUAUGACAGCUCCAACUGCGGGUGCUACAGCUGCAGCUGCAGCAGCUGCAGUCAUUUCCAAAGAUGAGAUUAAAACUCAAGGAUUUGCUUCUUUAUUGGAGCAAGCUACAACUCCAUUGGGGCUUAAUUAUGAAGGUUUCACAUUAGGAAUUAGAGCUAGUAUGCCCAAAAUGCCAUCAUUUAAGCGUAAGAGAAUAAAGGCACCAAGUCCUGUACCAGUUCAAGAUGAAGACAGUCGUCAAUCAGGGACCACAGCUCUUACGAAUGAUCGUAGAGUGCCAUUAGCCGAACCUAUCGAUAGCGAUAGCGACAUUGGUUCACCAAUUUCUACUCCUGUAGUUGAACCUAAGGUCAAGGUACCCACUAAGAGAAGAUCAACAGCACUGCAAAGUAGUUCUUCUGAAUCUUCGUCUUCAGAAUCUGAAGAAGAAGAUAACAGUUCCAGUAGCAGUACUGAUUCUUCUACCACCACUGCAAGCUCUGAUGAAGAGUUGGAUACCAGGCCGCUGGCACGAGACAGUACAAAACCAGAGGUGCAAUUGGAGCUUGCAAUACAGUUGGCGAUGCGUGUUCCUACUCCAUUUGAUGCACCUCCCACGCCUACACCAAAUAUGAACAUUGUAACCGACGACGAAUUUCCGGAAAUUCCAGAUGAUGAUGAGGAAGUAAUAGACAAAGAGCAAAUGACAAUCGAUCAAGUGGCAGGAUACAUUGAAGAAACACCAGAAGAAAAGGUUGUUGAGCCUAUGAUCGUGGAUAUGCCUACAGAUUUUACUCAGCAAGAAAUGAUCCUCCCAACGAUCGAGAAGAAACCAUCGCCCCAUCGAUCAGACAUCGAGAAUAUGGAAACGUCGGCUAUUGAAGCCCUCAUGUCACUCGCAAGUGAUAAACCACUAAUUAGACCGCCUAUUGUUGCUGCUUCAGACCCACCACUUCAACCACAACCACAACGUGCUCCGCCCUCGACUAUUGGCGGGCAUUUCAUUGAAAAAAUUCAAAGUAUGUCGGAUCGUUAUAUUAAUGAUGAACCUAUAUUGAAAGAAUCGGAGAAAAUUGAAAUGUUUAAAGAUAUACCCACAAGUGAUUCUGAUGAAGAAAGUCUUGAAGUCAAGAGGCAACGAUUGCAACAAAAUGCUCCUGUCGAAGUUAAGAAAACAAAACCACGAGAAUUAUCCAAAGUUUAUAUGGAACACUCUUAUUCCAUGUUGCCCAACGUUCAAAAAGGCGCGGAUCAACAAACUAAACAAGAUAAAGCUAACAAAACUGCCAUUAGUCCUUCUGGCAAGGACAAAAAGAAGAAACAAGUUAGGGCCAAUAAUGCUGCAAUUUUGGAGAAGGAGAAUAUGCAAAUUAAAUCUAUCAAUUUCGAAAAUUUAAUGCCACCUUCACUGGUCGGAGCUGUUGCACCGCCAUCGCAAGUGGGGCCAGAUUCGCAAGCAUUUGCCACACCGGUUAUUUAUAAAGAACGUACUAUAAUGGAUGAAAUGGAAAUUUUAUUCGAAUUCUUGAAAUCUGGCAUCGAUCACGAAGACAUGGAGUAUCUCAGGCGUAGCUACGAAGCGCUAUUAGCCGAUGAUCAACAGAGCUAUUGGUUAAAUGACACGCAUUGGGUAGAUCAUCCAGCUACCGAUGUUCGAUCGCCCCCGAAGAGAAGAAAACGAGACGAUUCCAGGGUGCACACUACCGGUUGUGCUCGAACAGAAGGUUAUUACAAGGUUGAACUGGUAGAAAAAAUGAAAAAUAAGCAUCAAUACACGCAUCGUACGAACUCGGAUGAAAGUCGCCUCACCACAAGCAGUCGCAACCAAGCGCUUGGAGGGCAAGAUCCAAGUAGUUUUAGCGGUGGAUUGUCUGUUAACAAUUCUAGUAUUGACAAUACAAGAGCAAUUCAGGGUAAGAUGCAGGCACUUUCGCGAGAAGCCAGAAGCAACCAAAGACGUUUGCUAACAGCUUUCGGCAUUGACACCGACAGUGAUUUACUCAAAUUCAAUCAACUCAAGUUCCGCAAAAAACAAUUGAAAUUUGCCAAAUCUGGUAUCCACGAUUGGGGCUUAUUCGCAAUGGAGCCUAUAGCAGCCGACGAGAUGGUUAUUGAAUAUGUCGGACAAAUGAUAAGACCAAUAGUUGCCGAUCUGCGUGAAACACAAUAUGAAGCUACCGGAAUAGGCAGCUCAUAUCUGUUCCGUAUUGACUUGGAAACUAUCAUAGAUGCCACCAAGUGCGGUAAUUUGGCUCGAUUCAUUAAUCAUAGUUGUAAUCCGAACUGUUACGCUAAAGUUAUAACGAUAGAAAGUCAAAAGAAAAUUGUGAUUUAUAGUAAACAACCGAUUGGAGUUAACGAAGAAAUAACUUACGAUUACAAAUUUCCCUUGGAGGACGAUAAAAUACCUUGUUUGUGUGGAGCACCACAAUGUCGAGGGACUCUUAAUUAAUUGCACGUCACUACAAUUUUUAUAUUUGGCUUUGCAUGUCAUCGUUUGUUGCCAUCAUCCCUCUUCAUUUCUUUUAGUUUCUACUUUCUACUUGCUCUUGUAUUAUUGAGUCUUUUCCCUUUCCUAUCAAAACGCAUAAAACCUUGUAUAUAAAUGAAAAGCAAGUUUCGUGUAUACGUUGAUAAAAGACAUAUAAACGAAAAUUAUCACCAAUCAGAUUCCUGUAGUUUAUAGAUUUCAUUAAAUAAUGCUCUUUAUUAUGUAAAUAAUGAAGCUAAAUUAAUUAGGAUUUACAUUUAUAUUAAAAAGCG
This is a messenger RNA of Trichogramma pretiosum, 6245 nucleotides long. RefSeq names its product histone-lysine N-methyltransferase SETD1-like (gene Set1). Gene Ontology annotation, cellular component: Set1C/COMPASS complex. The coding region runs from base 328 to 5934 and encodes 1868 amino acids. The record is from RefSeq and is a predicted model, not a curated record. NCBI's taxonomy places the organism in Eukaryota, Metazoa, Arthropoda, Insecta, Hymenoptera, Trichogrammatidae. The transcript has 13 exons. Gene Ontology annotation, molecular function: histone H3K4 methyltransferase activity; RNA binding; protein binding.